Molecule: messenger RNA, 3125 nt
Organism: Macadamia integrifolia
Lineage: Eukaryota; Viridiplantae; Streptophyta; Magnoliopsida; Proteales; Proteaceae
Product: nitrate reductase [NADH]-like
Exons: 4
Coding region: 173-2833 (886 amino acids)
Biological process (GO): nitric oxide biosynthetic process; nitrate assimilation
Molecular function (GO): nitrate reductase (NADPH) activity; molybdopterin cofactor binding; heme binding
Source: RefSeq, a predicted model, not a curated record
CACCUCCCCCUAUCUUUCAAACGUCACUCCUUGGUUUCCUUAUAAAGACUCUCCAAGGAAGAAGUGAGCGUUGGAAAAAAAAGGAGGAAGAGAGAGGGAGAGUAGAAGAAGAGAAGAGAACCUCCCCUUUGCCUUUUCUCUUUUAUUUCUUCACUCCCAGUAUCUAUCUAAAAUGGCCGCCUCAGUCCAUAACCGGCAGUACAGCCAUCUGGAACGAGGUAUGACCGGCGUCGUCCACGGCUACCAAACCUCCCCCAACUCCCGGCCACGCUCGCCACUCCGGAGCUGCAACUUUCCUCCAAACACCGAACCUGGCUUUCCAAAAAAAGAGGUUCAAAUGGAAGACUCGUCAAGUGAAGAUGAAAGCGAAUCUGAUUGGUCAGACCAUCUUAGCAAGGUUAACAACGAGGUUGAACCAUCAAUCUUGGAUUCCCGUGAUCAAGGAACUGCCGACAGCUGGGUCGACCGUAACCCAUCAUUGAUUCGACUCACCGGUAAGCACCCAUUUAAUUGUGAGCCACCCUUGACACGGUUGAUGCACCAUGGGUUCAUCACUCCGGUCUCACUCCACUACGUUCGCAACCACGGCUCCGUUCCAAAGGCGACAUGGGAGGAUUGGUCCAUUGAAGUAACCGGUCUGGUCAAGCGUCCAACCCGGUUCACUAUGGACCAGCUCGUGAACGAAUUCUCAUUCACGGAAUUCCCGGUCACCCUUGUUUGCGCCGGAAACCGGCGAAAAGAGCAAAACAUGGUGAAGCGUACCAUCGGGUUUAACUGGGGUGCCGCCGGGGUUUCUACUACGGUGUGGCGCGGUGUACGGUUGAGAGAUGUCCUCAAGCGAUGCGGCAUUAAUAGCCGUCGAAUGGGAGCGAUGAACGUGUGUUUUCAAGGAGCUGAGGAUUUGCCUGGUGGUGGUGGGUCCAAGUAUGGUACUAGCAUCAAGAAGGAUAUUGCGAUGGAUCCAUCACGUGAUAUAAUAUUAGCGUAUAUGCAGAACGGACAGCUGUUAACACCCGACCAUGGGUUCCCGGUGCGGAUGAUUAUACCGGGAUUUAUAGGAGGCCGGAUGGUGAAAUGGUUGAAACGUAUAAUUGUCACCACCAAGGAGUCGGAGAACUACUAUCACUACAAGGAUAAUAGGGUCCUUCCGUCACACGUGGACGCCGAGCUUGCGAACGCCGAAGCUUGGUGGUACAAGCCCGAGUAUAUCAUCAACGAGUUGAACAUUAACUCGGUGAUAACAACGCCGUGUCACGAGGAGAUCUUGGCGAUUAACUCGUGUACAACUCAGAGUUCUUUUACUUUGAGGGGAUAUGCAUAUAGUGGUGGAGGGAGGAAAAUAACACGUGUCGAGGUUACAAUGGAUGGUGGAGACACAUGGAUGGUGUGCAACAUGGAUAUUCAGGAGAAACCCAACAAAUAUGGGAAGUAUUGGUGUUGGCUUUUCUGGUCCCUUGAAGUGGAGGUGCUGGACCUACUUGGUGCCAAAGAGAUUGCUGUAAGGGCUUGGGAUGAGGCCCUCAACACUCAACCUGAGAAACUCAUCUGGAAUGUCAUGGGAAUGAUGAACAACUGCUGGUUCAGAGUGAAGAUGAAGAUGUGCAAGCCACACAAGGGUGAAAUCGGUAUCAUGUUUGAGCACCCAACUCAACCAGCAAACCAACCGGGUGGGUGGAUGGCCAAACAAAAGCACCUUGAAACGUCUGAGAGUAACCCAGCCUUGAAGAAGAGCCUAUCCGCUCCUUCCAUGAACACCUCCUCCAAUCUGAUAUCCAUGUCCGAGGUGAAUAAGCACAACUCGGCCGAGUCACCUUGGAUUGUCGUUCAUGGCCAUGUCUACGACUGCACCCAAUUCCUCAAGGACCACCCCGGUGGCUCUGAUAGCAUCCUUAUCAACGCCGGCACCGAUUGUACCGAAGAGUUUGAUGCAAUCCACUCUGAAAAAGCAAAGAAAAUGCUCCAAGAUUAUCAUAUCGGAGAACUCAUUACCUCCGAUUUAGAGACUCCUCUCGCUCCAAUCAAAGAGAUAGAUGUAGAUAAAAACGUUGCUCUAAUACCAGGUAAGAAGAUCCAAUGCAAGAUCAUCUCCAAGAUAUCACUCACCCACGAUGUCCGUCUCUUCCGAUUCGCAUUACCAUCAGAAGAUCAAGUCCUUGGAUUGCCAGUAGGGAAGCACAUUUACAUUUGUGCUACAAUAGAAGACAAGCUAUGUAUGCGAGCAUAUACUCCAUCAAGCUCCAUUGACGAAGUGGGCUACUUUGAUCUCAUUAUCAAGGUCUACUUCAAGGAUAUAAACCCUCAAUUCCCCAGUGGAGGUUUAAUGUCACAAUUCUUGGACUCUCUUCCCUUAGGUGCAACCCUAGACAUUAAGGGUCCAUUGGGACACAUAGAGUAUAUUGGACGAGGCAACUUCACAGUCCAUGGAAAGCACAAGUUUGCAAAGAAGCUAGCAAUGAUUGCAGGUGGGACAGGAAUCACUCCUAUCUAUCAGGUUAUCCAAGCAAUCUUGAAGGACCCAGAAGAUGAAACAGAGAUGUAUGUGGUGUAUGCAAAUCGAACAGAAGAGGACAUCUUGUUGAGGGAUGAGUUGGAUUCAUGGGCAGAGAAGGAUGAAAGGUUGAAGGUAUGGUAUGUGGUGGGGAAGUCAGUUAGGGAAGGGUGGAAGUAUAGUGUUGGGAGAGUUACAGAGAGUAUUCUUAGAGAAAAUUUGCCACAAGGAUCCACUGAUACAUUGGCAUUGGCAUGUGGGCCAGCACCAAUGAUUCAGUUUGCAGUGACACCCAACUUGGAGAAGAUGAACUAUGAUGUUAAGAACUCAAUGCUUGUGUUUUGAAGUGAAGAGGGUUGCUAGGGUUCUGGUGGUGGUGUUGUAUACGGUAGAGCUUCAUAUAGUCUGUUCUAUCUUCUUUUUUUUUUUAUUAAGAAAAUAAAUAGAAAAGAGAUCUAAAAGUUAGGUUUUAUUUGUUAUAUUAGGAUGGGAGAGGGGGAAAGUUAAAAGAUAUAGAUGAGUUUGUAAAUUGAAAUGGAGAUUGGGCUGGGUAAUUAGAAUAUGUGGUAAUAUAUGUUAAAAAAGGUGUUUUGAGUACUGUAUUUGAAUCCUGAUCUUCGAUAUCUCUUUUGUUUCA